CGGCAUGUGUGACAACAGUGUUGUUAAAGCUCUAACGGUGGUUUAUAUUACAAAGCUGUUACGUCCCUCCGUGGUUUUGAUAAGCUAAGCUACAUCUAUCUAUGCAUCUAGCUACACAGCCAAAUCCCUUACUAGACCUUCGUGGAUACAUUAAUACAACAUGUUGUAUAAGAUGUGUAGAGAAAUGUACUCUGACAGUCAGCCAGCAUGGGUCGGCGCUCGUCUGAUAGUGAGGAUGACAACCGGAGCAGGAGGAAGAGAAAACAGCGUCGCCGGUCAUCUUCCUCUUCCUCCUCGUCUUCAUCCUCCAACAGCAAAGUGGUCAGCAGCCGGAGUCGAAGGUCCACUCGCCAGAGUCGUUCUCGUUCAAGAGACAAAGACAAAGACAGGAGGAGAAGAAGACGAUCAAGCAGCAGUUCGUCCCACAGUUCAUCUCGCAAGAGGCGGAGUCGCAGCGCAGAGAGAGACAAAGGGAGGAGCCACCGCUCACACAGGUCACGCAGCCAGGACAAGAGGUCUCGUUCUCGACACCGGCGGUCUCGCAGUAAGAGCAGCAGCCGACGAGUGACCCAAAGCCGCAAAAGAAGCGCCAGCCGCAGUCGCCGGAAGAGCCGCAGCAGAGAGCGGGACAGGAGCCGGCGCAAGGGCCACGACCGUGAGAGGGAGAGGGAGAGGGACAGGGACAGAGGAAGAGACAGAGACAAGGCAAGAGAGGACAAGAGUAAAGACAAGGCCGUCAAAAAGGGGGACGCUGCGAACAUCAAAGCAAGAUUAGAACAUCUGACGCCAUCAGAGCAGGCUAAAGUCCGGAUGCACAUGGUCCUGCAGGCUGCAGCUAAGACAGACGAAGUGCUGAAGGCCAAAGUAGCCAAGAGAGAGGAGGAGGCCCGGAAGAAAAUAGAGGAUGAGGGAACUUCUCUGGAGGAGCAAGUGCGAAGGAUAAAGGACAUUGAGGCCAUCGAAAGUGAUUCCUUUGUUCCUCAGGCUUUCAAAUCAUCCAGGGAUGAUAUAAAGAAUGAGCCUGUUGAGGUGAAGCAGGAAUCCGAGAGCGCAGAUUUUCACGACGUCGAUCUUCCCAUUUCCAUAGUCUACAACGACACUGACUCCCUCGCACAUCCCAGUUUGUUCAUGGACAAGGAGCGGGCCGAGGAGCUGUGGCACAACAGAUUGAUCUCGCUGCGACAAGAGAGGCUCAUGGGAAGUCCUGUGACCUGAUGGACACCAGAAGAUCCUUCUUGUACCCCGGGGCAGUUUCCGCUGCUUAUAUUGUGUCUCAAUCUGUCUUAUUUUAGGACAUCACAAAUCUCAUUUCUAUUUCCUUUUGUAAAAACACCUAACUGUGAACUUUAGCAAAUGAACAGUUUUUGGUUCCUGUGGUGGUUAUUAUUUCUUAUUAAUGUUAAUGUAAUUCAAUUAAACGAUCUGCUGAAGGAAGUCAGACAAAGUGUGUUUUACCAUGUAGAUGUAGCAUUUGAUACAUUUUGUCUUUUGUAAUCAACUUGGUAAAUAAAGACAGAAGUGAUUUAUUUUGA
Cottoperca gobio is the source of this 1532-nucleotide messenger RNA. RefSeq names its product arginine/serine-rich coiled-coil 1 (gene rsrc1). The transcript is spliced from 10 exons. NCBI's taxonomy places the organism in Eukaryota, Metazoa, Chordata, Actinopteri, Perciformes, Bovichtidae. The record is from RefSeq and is a predicted model, not a curated record. The coding region runs from base 208 to 1215 and encodes 335 amino acids. Gene Ontology annotation, cellular component: nucleus; cytoplasm. Gene Ontology annotation, biological process: alternative mRNA splicing, via spliceosome.